ACGGCCGCAUGGCAACAGGAUCAGAGUCUGGGGGUUGUCUGCUUCUAGGUUUGCUCCCAUUCUAAACCGCCUUUCCUCGCUAGAUGGUGUGCAAGCCACUGGAGAGUACACUUCCCCUGCACAGUGGGCUCACAGCAUCGAACGAACCCGGGACAACUCAGCGCUCGUCCAUAACUGGCUGCGUGGAGCGUGGAAAUAAAAAAAGGCUUUCUCCUUAUUUUUGCCCCGAUUUUUGGCAGACUUGGGCAAGAGCGCCGAGCACGUCCAGUUGUGACGGACAUAAUGAUUGCGCUGUCGGAUGCUUGUGUUUCUGCUCCGUGGCUUAGUGCGAUCCUUCUCAGCCUGGGCUGCCUCCUGCCGUCGUGCUUGCCCGCGGGACAAACUGUGGACUAUUCCUCCGUGGAAAGUGUGGUCAGCAGGCAAGGCGACACGGCUCUACUCAGGUGCUACCUGUCGGAUGGAAUCUCAAAAGGAGCCUGGCUAAACCGCUCAAGCAUCAUUUUUGCAGGGAAUGACCAGUGGUCCGCAGACCCUCGUGUGUCGAUUGUGUCCAGCGUUGGAGACAAGCAUGAGUACAGCCUUCAGAUACAGAAAGUGGAUGUAACGGACGAUGGUCAGUACACAUGCUCAAUUCAAAGCGAGCGCAACGAAAAGCCUAAACUUCUCAAUCUCAUUGUAAAAGUUCCUCCCAAGAUAUAUGACAUUUCCUCCGACAUCACGGUAAAUGAGGGCAGCAAUGUGUCGCUCAUCUGUACGGCCAGUGGGAAACCUGAGCCAGCCAUUUCCUGGAGACACAUAACCCCAUUAGCCAGGAAGUAUGACAGCGGUGAAUAUCUUAACAUCACUGGCAUCACAAGGGACCAAGCUGGAGACUAUGAAUGCAGCGCUUUAAAUGACAUCGCCUCUCCUGACACCAAAACAGUAAAAGUCACAGUCAACUUUGCCCCAUCCAUCCAUGAGAUGAAAAGCCAUGGUGUUGGUUUGGGACGCACUGCUCUGCUAAGGUGCGAGGCAGCUGCUGUGCCUUCGGCAACAUUCGAGUGGUACAAAGGGGAGAAAAGGAUUAUCAAGGGCCAGGGCAUCGAGAUCAAGAGCCUCAGUUCCAGAUCAGUCCUAACAGUGACCAACAUGACCGAGGAUCGUUACGGAAACUACACGUGUCUUGCUACCAAUAAACUUGGGACCGCUAACGCCAGUGUGCCUCUCAUUCCAAUUAUUGAACCCACCACCACUAGUGCUGUCUCAAGGCCAGCCCCUAACACUGCGCCCUACGGGAGCACAGGUAGUGCGCACGUCCCGAUGGCCUGCCGGUACCUGGUUCUGGCUCUGACCACCUUGAUGGCGGCGUACUAGCGGUGGAGCGGCAAGCAAAGUGACUGUCGAGAGCAUUUACGAGUCUUUGGUGGCAUCGCCCACGACUGGAUUCCAAUCGGAAAGCAAGGCAAAGAGUGCAACAUAAUCAUUAUUUUUCAGUUUUAGUCACGGUGGACAUCAUGUAAAUACAAUUUGUUGUUUUCUUUCUUUGCAUUUUUAUUUUUCGAUUGUUCAGCCCCUGGCGUCCAAUCAAACGCUCAGCUUCACUCACUUGACAUCUAUCUCAUGACUAUAACGAAACAACUGUGCCAAUUCUCUCAGUGCAAAUGAUUAACAUAAUGUUUAUUUUAAUUUAUUGUGGGUUGCUAAAAGGAAGAAAAAGCUCACUUGACGACAAAGAAAAAAGUCAAAAGCGGUAGUCGCCUCAUUUGAUUUUCUUUUAGUCUGUGUGCCUGCUGAACAUCUUUAAUCACGUAGUCAAAGUAGAAGUCGCCUGUAACAUAUCUUAAUCUUAACAAACACAUUUUUUUUAACUAUACUAAUCAAAUGACAUGUACAUACAGAUGAUGCCCUUACUUCCCCUCGCAGAUAUGAAUACUCAUCACAUUUGAUAAAGCGCUGAGGAAAAAGCCAAGCUCACGUGCUUUGCUUGCAUCUUGGAGGUUUAGUAGUUUGUUGUUUGCAUUUUGGGAGUGUUUAACUCCUCUUUCUUCUACAAAAGAAACAUUUCAAAAGAUGGUUACCUCAGUGUUGUUGCAUUUUAAAUCGUUACCCUAUCUGCUGCUUUCAAGACUGACGGGAAAUUGGAAUGACAUCAUUUAGAAUAAAUGAAUUAUGACCCCAAAACCUUGCAGCAAAAACAAAAAAACAUGAUACUGUGUGUGUGAAUGGGUUCUUUGAUAGAAACAGCCUUUUUUGGGCAGGCCUAAUCAUAUAUAUAGUGUACAGAUUAUAAAAAAACAUACAAUUUAACUUGCAUCAGCGGUUGUAUGAAAAGGCAGUUUCUAAUAUUGCCAAUAAAUACAGGCUCAUCUAAUUUAUAUCGUGUGUUAGUGGGCACCGCCAUAGCUGUGUGAGACGUCCAACUACUGCAUCGUGUGCGGUAAGAAAACACGGCUUUGUCGUGAUUUGGCAAGUUGGUACUACAAUUUUGAUGACCAAUUUUCCCUGUUUUCUUUAAUUAGUAAGAAACUAACUUUUUUCCACACAUUUUUCAUCAAUAAGAUUAAACCUGACAGGAAAUGUUCCCUUACUACAAGUGACUUCUAGAAAAAUAUUUAUCAUUAAAAUUUCCUCACUUUUCAACCCAAGUAUUUGCCAUACUAACAGCUAAAAACUUUAUAGCUUGAAUCAUCCAUAACAUAGCGAACGUCCAUCAAGCUAUUUCAAGCGUUCCAUUUGGUUUCUUUCUUUUUUUUAAACUGCGCCUGGUGACUUCUAACUUUCAGUUUAUGGCAUAAUCAUCCUCCAGUAUCUAUCAAUUUGUCUACAAUGUAAGAAGAUACUGUAAUGCCUUAAUAGUAACACACUCACUGAAGGAGAUUUAGACAAGCCACUAGUUGUUUGUUUGACGUACUGUAUUAUUGAAUGUUCCAUCCCAACAAAUAGUCCAAAUCAGUCAAUUGGGAGCAAAGUGAAAAGAACAUUUAUUGAGUUGUCGUUGUGUCAAACUCCCAGUAUGCUCACAUGAACUUGAAACUGCAAGUCUUCUAGCGAAAUAGCCAUGGCAGUUAAAAGACUUUAAAGCACAAACACUGUAAUUGCUUCUACGUUUGGUUUUGUGGUGAUUUGUUUUUAUUGUUGGCUUGUUUAACCAAUUCUUAAAAAAAAGGAACAAAAAAAGAGAAGAAAAAGAAAAAAAUCUGCACCAUAUGGUCUUGUUUAAAUGUUCAGCUACAGUGAGUGAGGAGUAUAUUUAUUCACUUCCUUUAUAAAAACAAUGUAUAAAAGUACAUUUGAAAACAACAGGUCAUGUGACGCUUAUUUGAUUUGAAUUGAAUGGACACAUUGUGGCAUUGAUUCAGGUGUCAUGACUGUCCGGGGGUUUAUUUGUUGAGUAAAAGAACAAAUGUUUGCAAGCAAUUGAGUUCCUUUUUGAAGUGGGGAGAGGGUGUGCACCAAUAUAACAGUAUUCUAGAGCAGACUCAAUGUGUUAUCUGGAGAAAAUGUAGAUACAUGCGUAUCUUUAGAGCCAGUGUGUGUAGUACUAGUUUUCACACACUUGAGUGUUUGACGUGCAGAGAGUGUGCUUGUGAUGCAUGUCUACAUGAAACAUCAGGCAUUUUGUUUUUUGAUAUAUUUAUUUAUUUCUAAUCACAGUCGCCUAUCAUUUAUUCUGUGGGUUUUUGUGGGGUAUUUGAUGACUACCUGAAAUUUUGUUGGCAGUAACCACCUGCUGGUGAAGCGGUGCCUUGAGAUACGAGUGACCUGACUUACACAUUUGUCAAGAUGAGAACAAGUCAAGUUUAUUUACAUAGCCCUAAAUCACAGACAACUCUCAAAGAGCUUCUCAUAUGCAAAAUUGACAAUUAUUUUCAACAUCCCCUGAUCCUCAUCUUAACUCCAAGGAGGGCAAGGAAAAACUCCAAAACCCCUACUGGGGAAAAAUAAGAAACCUUGAGAAGAGACCACAAAUGGGAGGAUCCCCCGCUAACUUAAUGCUAACGAAUAAUAGCAAACGUCAUAGAUGUGCUUCAUAAGUAGCAUCUAUGUGAUAGUAUUUCAAAGAAUGCAUAUUUGAACACAAUAUAUAUUACAAUAACAAUAUAUAUAUAUAGGCGAUUCUUUAUCCUCCGGGAAAAUGAAUUAUGAUUGAUUAGUAAAGCACUGAUAGUAUUAUAUUGUCGCCCAGUGGUCAAGGCUCUGUUUUUAUAAAGUACAUUAUAGAGUACUAUUUUCCUCAUUUGUUGUGUUUUGGGGGAGGCUGGAUCCAAUUGAUGGCAUUUCCAUGUAUUUUAAUGGGCAAAGAUGAUUUGAAAUAUGACCACUUUGAGUUACGAGUGUGGUCAUGUAAUGAAUAAAACUCGUAUCUCAGGGCACCACUAUAUUCUUCAUCAAAUGUACAGGAUUUCUUAUAUUUUGGGAGUAGAAAUGCUAUAAACAAUUCCCUUUUAUUAAUUCAAUCUUAUUUGCAAUAAAAGCCUUCACAUCCCGACACUUAAACCCAUAUGUGAGUUCAUGAACGCUCAGAUGGGUUAGUCCCAGUGUAGCUGCUGAGUCAUGAUUAUCCUGGUAUAUCAUGCAUAUUUGUUGGCCCUCGAACACGUUGCGCAAAUACUCAGCUGAGCCCAGAUGGCCAGAUGCCAUGGUGCACGCAGCAUAUAGGAUUAUCCUGCUUUUGCGCCUGCCGUCAUUAUUGACUGCGCCGUUGCUCGCUAAAUCUUCUGGCAUAUUUACAAACAUAAAACACGGUUCAUUUCAUCCCGGAAUGGAUCGAGGGGUGGCUCGGAUUGUAUUUUGUUUGCACAAACUAGAAUCGUAUGAUGUUGAACUCCCUGUGUGCUCCAACAGGCUUUUUCAUGAUGAUCUCCAGUCUAAAUUAAAAUGUUGAUUUACAAGCUGAAAGCUCACUCCCUCACCUCCCUGCUGACAUCAAAAAGCAACCCCAAUUUCAACUUUAAAAUGAGCCAUCUCCAUAGAUCGGCAUCCAAUUGAUGCGUUCAAAUGCACACCAGCCACUCCCGGGAUCCCAGAAGUAUUGUACUGAAUGUGCCUUCAAGUAUUUUGUCAAACACCGCAAUGACGAAAGUCGACCUUUCAUUUUAGCCCCAUUUACAUCAAGCAGUAUUAUUUCACAUGGCUAAGCAAAUUAAUUUCUAAAUUGAUGUUCAGUAUUUAGCCAAUUGGGUGGAAAUUGAGAGAAAAAGCAGAGUAUAGAUGCAAGCAGCAGAGGUUAAGCCAAGUACAGAUGAUGUAUGAUGCAUAACUCCGGGGUAGCAAUAUUCUUCAAAUGAAACAGUAAGUAUUGAAACAUCAGCGUAGAACAUUUAGAUUCCAUAAAAAAAAUAAUAGCGCUCCGUGCCGACUUGCUCCCUAAAAAAUUCUUAAGCAAGCGUCUAGAAGUUAUUAUUCAACAGGGUUUUCUUCAGAGCCGCUUUCUGUUUGCUUCCCAUUGGCUCUGUCAACCAAUCAAUGGGCAGUAGUGUGCCUAGCUCCACCCUGCACUACCCUACCACAUUAUGCUGAAAAGUGGGUUGGUAAAACUUAUUUAUCAGCUUUUGACAAUGGAAACUCUAAAAAAUAAAAAUAAAAAAAUAAACUGAACCAUAUUACUGCUAUGAGAAAUAAACAAUGCUCCAAAACUUGCUUCUCACUACAGUACAAACUAAAAAAAUUGUGUGCCGUUGCUACCAUUAUUUUUUACAUGCAUAUUGUUUUUCGAUCCAUUUGUGCGAUAGCAUCAUAAUUGCAGUAAGUUUUACUUUAGGCAGAAACGUGCUUCAUUUGAGCACCAAGCAAAAUCAUUUAAUGGAGCCAAAGAAGAGAAAAAAUUGCUCUUAUCCAAAAUUAAUUUUGAUUUUCCACACUCCAAAUACUAAGGAAAGUAUUUUUUGCCUUCAAUGUAAGAUAUGGAGGGUUCAACUAAGUUGACGCACAUUUCUGUCUGUUCAAGGUCACACUCUACCUGACAGUUACCUUCCGUGCAGCUGCAGAAAAAAAAUAGAAUAAGCAAUGAUUCUUGGAGGUAGUAGAUUUCAACAAUCAGGAGCAACACUUCUUCCAGUCAGAAUCUAGUUAGG
This is a messenger RNA of Syngnathus typhle (broad-nosed pipefish), 6053 nucleotides long. It is a transcript of the gene negr1, whose product is annotated as neuronal growth regulator 1. Gene Ontology annotation, cellular component: neuron projection. The record is from RefSeq and is a predicted model, not a curated record. The transcript is spliced from 8 exons. Lineage: Eukaryota; Metazoa; Chordata; Actinopteri; Syngnathiformes; Syngnathidae. The coding region runs from base 283 to 1353 and encodes 356 amino acids.